AUGUCCAUACCACUCCGAAUUCUAACUCUUCAUCUCCUUUCUAUCCCAUUCGGUGGCGUUCCUUGCAUUCCUGAGCGCAGAAGCGACUACUCAUUGCCGGACGGUCCCUAUUUCAGGGCUACGAUUCGCUCUGUCAGUCGACACCACAACGGCGUUUCUGCUUCUGCUUUGGCAUUUCCAGUGGGUACGGUCGAGCGUCAUUCCACCGAGGAGAUAGAACUGCAUUUGGAUUUGCGUGACUCUUGGGUUGAAACUGACCUCCAAGUGGGCGACACCGUUAACAUCCUACCUGGAGCUGAAUUCUCGUCCAUAGGGAAGCACAUUACGAUUGAUGACAGCGAAGCCUCCGGUUCCGCUCCAGGCACACACAUUCCUGCGGCCGUUAUUCACCAUCCAGACACGCUGAUCCCCGGAACCAAAAUCACUGGUAGUUACUACUGCCUCCGUCGGUCGAUAUUGGAGUCAUUCUGGCCUGCGGGUGAUGAUGGGUUGGACGAUAACCUGCUUGAAGAUCGUCAGGCGACAACAAAUUACAAAUCUCUUAUGCUGAUCGGUAGCAUAGUACAUGAGUUAUUUCAGCGACUCAUCGUUUCUACGGAGCCCACGGUGCAGCAAGGGCGCGAAUUGCUUGAAGUUAUUCUCCGUCGACCGGAAACUAUGCUUCAGUUAUAUGCCCAUAAACUAAGCUCAGAAGAGCUCCGCACCCGCGUACUAAGUCAGUUGGAAAAACUCGUCUCUUGGAUAACACGACAUCUUGAACGAACGUGUGACCGAAGGUCGCACACUCCCCCGAUGUUCCCUAUAAUUCACGUUGUGACGGAAAUUGAAGAAAACAUAUGGUCGAGUAGACUUGGGAUCAAGGGCCGAAUCGAUCUCUCCGCUUUGUGUCUGCUUCCCCCGACAGAAGCUCGUAACCGUAUGAUUUCGAAACUGAAUACCUCCGCGAUUGAUUCGUUGGUUUUGCUUCCUUUAGAACUAAAAACUGGCCGCCCAACUUAUUCUAUCGAACACAAAGGACAGGUGUUGCUGUACAUGAUGUUGCUACGCGAUCGAUACGGUCCUGAAUACUCCCAUCCGAAUGGACAAGUUGCUCGCACGGCGGAUGCCGGUUGGCUGGUUUAUCCGCAAGAUGAUCGCGAGUUGAAACAUGCAGCGAAGCCCGAUCCCGGACUAGUCGCUCCUCUUUUGCCCAGUUUUCGAGGUCUGCUGCAGGCUAGAAACCGAAUCGCCUACCACUUACAUCGGUUGCUUCAAAGUGUCUCUGAGACGUCCCAGUCAUCUGACUACAGUUGUUGGACCCCGCGAUUGCCUGAUGUAAUCAGUCAGUUGAGGACUUGUCACAUGUGUCCUUUGCAGUUACCAUGCAGCCUAUUUGCCGCGGAUUCGAGACAGUUCGAAGCAAACCACAUUAAGUUACACACAAAGUAUGCGGAUGCCUGCAACUCCGUGACCGAGCUCUUGCAGCUCCGAAAGUCACAUUUAUCAACUACCCAUCUUGCAUUCUUCUCAUUCUGGUGUCGUCUGGUUCUACUGGAGCAUAUCAGCUGUGAUCGCUUGGAAGACCUUGUUGCCCGCAUCGUGUCACAUUCUUCACCGGGUGCAGGCAGUCUCAAAAAUAGCGGUUCUAUUCGUCGCUUGAAAUUCCUCGGUUCAAGCUGCGUCUCUGUCUGUUUCCAAGACCAGUGGCACAUAACUCUUGUUCCAUCAGAUCCUAAUGCGAUUUCACGCAGCAACGAUUAUGGCCUGGAGCCCGGUGACCUAGUCGUGAUCAGUAGCGAUGACGGCUGCCAUAUCGGUUUGGCUUUGGGCACAAUCAUUUCUCUCCCUCGAUUUAACUCAGCUCCAUGUCCUCACGACGACCACUCCGAAUCCCAGCAAGAUCCUUUUGUACUUUCAUCCGAUCGUCCGCUUCCUACUUGGGUGCACCGCUUCCGGCUCGAUCGAUACUCUUCUCCAAAAGUAACCCAGUUGAACCUCUCCAAUUUGGUCGGCCUCAUGCAACGCUCUCCUCUGUGUGAUCGGUUACGCUCUCUAAUCAUUGAUGGAGUACGCCCGACCUACAAAAACACGCUAUCUAAGUCGCUAGUGGCUGGCAUCCGUCGGAUUUUGAAGCACUUAAACUCAUCUCAGCGCACCGCGAUUCUCCGAGUACUCAUGGCUGACCACUACGUCCUCAUCAAAGGAUACCCGGGCACAGGCAAAACGGAAACCUUAGUUUCUUUACUUCGGGUAUUUUCGCACAUGAAGAAGAAGGUAUUGGUCGUGGCUCACACUCACUCGGCGGUGGACACCCUCUUAUUUCGACUCGUCAAUUCCGGUGAAAAGAACGUUCUUCGCUUGGGUCCCCCUGACCGUGUACAUAACCAACUUCUUGGGUAUUGCCUAGAAGAAAUGCUAAACCACAAAAGUGCAAGUAUUGAUCCAGAUGACUUCAUCCAGAAUGCACUCGACCAGGCAGCUGUGGUCGGUUGCACCGCCCUUGCUGCUAGCGGGGGUGCCACUCUUCGACACGCUGCAUUGUCGCGCACUUGCUUUGACCUAGUACUGAUCGAUGAGGCAAGUCAAUUGUUGCUUCCCACCGCGUUGGGCGCCAUUUUAUGCCUUCGAGCUCUGAGCGAUAGUGGCCUUCAGGAAAGUCAGGCUGAUGCCAGUCGCUUCGUUCUCGUCGGUGAUCCGCAUCAGCUACCCCCCUUGGUGAGAAGCUCGCAAGCGCGUCACGGUGGAUUGGACCGCAGUCUUUUUCACCAUCUGUUGGAUAUUUGUUCACCCUCGUCCGGUGCCAGCUCCCACAACAAGACUGCGUCUCGUUCCGCUUCUGUUACACACACAGUAGAACUUAAUCUUCAGUACCGCAUGAACUCACCCAUCAUGCGCUUGGCUAAUAUGCUCUCUUAUUCGAACGCAAUUCAAUCAAUCAACUCGAUUGUCGCCGAAUCCACGCUCGCUGACGUUUUGAAGCCACCCUCCGACCAUGCCUACUCUCACAAUGACGAAGCUUUACCUUGUUGGCUUCGACGUGCCUUGAGUCCGUCUCUGUCUGACAGCGUUGUGCUACUUGAUACAAAACAACUGCAGAUUUGCCAAAGCCAAUACUCCGAAAACAGAAAGUAUAGCAACAAACUUGAAGCCCAACUAGCUGCAUUGCUGUGUAUCUUACUUGUCCAGCAAGGUCUCCCUCCAUCCGACACUGGCAUUAUCACCCCCUAUCGUAAUCAGGUUGCUCUGGUGAAACGAUUGCUUACCGAAUGUUCCGAACCGCUCGUUACCCAAGUAGAAGUGGCCACGGUAGACCAAUUUCAAGGACGAGACAAGCGUGCAAUCAUAUUAUGUUUAACAGCCUGCACCAAGUCUCCUCCGAGCUCUACACCGGAUCACUUGUUGGAGGAUUCGGCUCGACUCACCGUCGCUCUAACACGUGCCAAGCACAAGUUGCUUAUCAUUGGUUGCUGUCAUGAGGAAUUCUUGGAGGAUGACGCCGUUUGUCUCGCGAGUUCCAGUGUGCUUGCUCGUCUCUUCAAACUUGUUCAUCAAGCACAUGGGCAUGAAACGCUUCAACCCCCAGACUUGUUGUUUUUAAAGCACUAUGGGUGUUUCAACUUUAUUCCACAGGAACCGUCUUAG
Molecule: messenger RNA, 3621 nt
Organism: Dicrocoelium dendriticum
Lineage: Eukaryota; Metazoa; Platyhelminthes; Trematoda; Plagiorchiida; Dicrocoeliidae
Source: the annotation of a GenBank genome assembly